ACGCCUUAGCAAAAUUUGAAGAGGCUCAUUUUUAUUAUAUUCAAAAGUUCUGUGUGACAAAACAAAAGUUAACAUUUAUUGAUUAAUUACAAAUAUAAACGUGUUAGAUACUCGUGCUCAUUGUGCCGGCUGUUGAAUACCACUCAAUUAGAUAAAGAUCGGGCAAAAAAUGGGCAUCACAGAAACGCCGAAAACAGGAGCAGCAACCACAGGCAACGCAGCGGCAAAUGAAAGCAAAAAUGUUUUGACUUUGGACACGUUUCAGGAGAUUUUCAAGUGUGUGGAGCCGGAAGUACAAAUCGAGGCAUUCGAGCUGGCGCAAGGCUCGGGCCGUGGUGAUAACUAUACGGCAGCAUUGUAUCGCAUCUACCUGAGUGGGAAGCGACAACAUUUGGAUGGCAGCACACACAAAUGGGAGCAGAAUGUUAUAUGCAAAGUGCUGCCAGAGAGCGUUGUCCAACGAGAGGCCUACAAAAGCGAUAAGCUCUUUCGCAAUGAGGUGGAGUUUUAUACCACUAUAAUGCCGGAGUUGGUCAAGUUUCAGGCGAGCAAAACGGGCCUGGGGGCGCAACUAUUUAAUUCCAUUCCCAAAUGCUAUACAGCUCGACAUGAUCUGCUUAUUAUGGAGGAUUUGCGUGUUCGCGGCUUUGAGAUGUCGGAUCGCCACAAGGGACUUAGCAUGGAGGAGACGGAGUCGGUGCUGUUGCAGGUGGCACAGUUGCAUGCACUCAGUUUGGCCUACAAGUUUGAGCAUCCGCUGGAGUUCACCAAAAUGUGCAGUGUCAUCAGCGAGGGCAUCUUCUGCACGGCGAAUACCAGUUGGUACAAAAACUACUAUGAGCGUCUGACAAAGAACGCCAUCAAAAUGGUAUCCGAUGUUCUGCCUGCCGAUUCAAAAUAUAUGCAGGCAAUGCGCACCUUUGCCGAGGACUCCUCAUUUUUUGGACAAAUGGUGGAGUUGGCCAGCGCAGAGUCGCCGCUGUCGGCCAUUUGCCAUGGCGACUGUUGGGUGAACAAUUUUCUGUAUCGCUAUGAUCCAGAGGAUCGACAACGAGUGCUGGAGGUGGCACUGGUUGACUUCCAGCUAGUGCGCUACAGUUCCAUUGCAUUGGACAUUGCCAAUCUGCUGUACUGCUGCACCACCAAGAAAUUGCGCGACGUUCAACUCCAGACGCUGCUCAAGAUCUACACAGAGGAAUUGUACAAGUGGCUGGAAAUGCUCUGCACCAUUCUGCCGGAGCAUUGCAAUACACUGGAAAAAUUUCAAGAACUCUUUGCUCAGGAACUGAAAACCUAUGGAAGAUUUGCUCUCGGUCUGGCCAUGGACAUAAUACCCAUUAGUACGUGUUCUUCGGAGGAUGCACCCGAUAUGUAUUUAAAUCACAAUGAUGACCCCGAUGAGGAUGUAGGCGCGCCCACAUUAAACUUUCCGCCCAACGAUCUGUGUCGACAGAAGAUGUCCGAAAUUGUAAUUGACAUGGUCGACAGUGACAUGCUCUAGAAGAUGGCCAACAAAAUGAUCUUCAUAAAAUUCCUGAUUAGGUUGCUUUAGUACAAGUUAUUUGAAUUUUGAGUUUGUGGUCAAUUUAGAAGAAAUGCAUAAUUCAUAAUUUACAAAAUGUAAUUUACGUUCAUUAAUAUGCGAUUAUGCCCACAAGAUUUAGGUUAGAUUAGACAUAACAUACUUUAUUAUUCCACUACCAAGUAAUAUGUUUACCGUUAUGUUUCUCUAGCAGCCAACUUAAAAACAAAGAUCGAUUGUGAAUUGUAUGCGUACAUAUAAAUCUAGUUACCAUACACAUAUAGUUAACACCAAACAGACAAUAGACAAAUUGUCGAGGCAAACGCGUGUUUUUCUAUAGUACUGUGUUUACACAAAAGCAAUAAAUAACAUACGAACGAUACAAAAUAAAAUUA
Drosophila grimshawi is the source of this 1917-nucleotide messenger RNA. RefSeq lists its product as uncharacterized. The transcript has 5 exons. Lineage: Eukaryota; Metazoa; Arthropoda; Insecta; Diptera; Drosophilidae. The record is from RefSeq and is a predicted model, not a curated record. The coding region runs from base 170 to 1501 and encodes 443 amino acids.